This is a messenger RNA of Neoarius graeffei (lesser salmon catfish), 3750 nucleotides long. It is a transcript of the gene gad3, whose product is annotated as glutamate decarboxylase 3. Gene Ontology annotation, biological process: carboxylic acid metabolic process. NCBI's taxonomy places the organism in Eukaryota, Metazoa, Chordata, Actinopteri, Siluriformes, Ariidae. Bases 111 to 1727 code for a protein of 538 amino acids. Gene Ontology annotation, molecular function: pyridoxal phosphate binding; carboxy-lyase activity. Gene Ontology annotation, cellular component: cytoplasm. The record is from RefSeq and is a predicted model, not a curated record. The transcript has 15 exons.
UUUGAUGAGGGGUUAGGUUUCAGAUGGGUACGUGAUAAAAACACAAUCCUUCCAUUCUCAGACAAACCGAAUUGUUUACUCUGAAUAUUCUGAAACCAAUUUCUUCUAAAAUGAAUUCGAGAAGCCCAAUGGAAAUCGGACAGGAUAUGAGCGAGCUCCUGAGAUGGAGCAAGCAGGACAGAGCGCCUUUCAAAAACACAGAGCAGACUGACAGAGGCUCCAACGACUUCAGCAGCGUUUACAGCAAAGAUCUCCUUCCUGUAGAGAAUGGCAAAGAGGUGACCAAACACUUCCUGCAGGAGCUGCUGAACAUCCUGCUAGCGUACAUUAACAAGUCAAUGAACCGCAGCUCCAAAGUGUUGGACUUUCACCAUCCACACCAGUUGAAGGAAGGAGUGGAUGGUUUCAGCCUGGAGCUGCCAGAACAACCAGACAACCUCGAGCAGCUGCUGGUCGACUGCAGGAACACACUGAAAUAUGGAGUUAAAACAGGUCAUCCACGAUUCUUCAACCAGCUCUCAAGUGGACUGGACAUCAUUGGACUGGCAGGAGAAUGGCUCACAUCAACUGCAAACACAAACAUCUUCACCUUUGAGGUUGCUCCAGUGUUUAUUCUGAUGGAGGAAGUCAUUCUGAAGAAAAUGCGGUCCAUCAUCGGCUGGUCUGAACAGGGAGACGGAAUCUUCUGCCCAGGUGGUACGAUAUCAAAUCUCUACAGCAUCCUGCUGGCCAGGUAUCACUACUUCCCAAAAGUGAAGACUGAAGGCAUGCAUGCGCUACCUCGCCUCGCCCUCUUUACCUCCGCACACAGCCAUUAUUCGAUCAAGAAGUCUGCGGCGGUUCUCGGGAUCGGCAGUGACAACGUCAUCGCCGUGAAGUGUGAUGAAAGGGGCAAAAUGAUUCCGACAGAACUGGAAUCCAGCAUCAUCGCAGCAAAGGCCAAGGGUCUGGUACCGUUCUACGUCAACGCCACGGCAGGAACUACAGUUUACGGCGCCUUCGAUCCUGUCACGGACAUCGCCAACAUCUGUGAAAAAUGUGGCCUGUGGAUGCAUGUUGAUGCGGCUUGGGGAGGCGGAUUACUGCUGUCCAAGAAGCACAAGAUCAAACUGCAGGGCAUUGAGAAGGCUUCUUCCGUCACCUGGAAUCCCCACAAGAUGAUGGGCGCCCCGUUGCAAUGUUCCGCCAUCCUGGUGCGACAGAAGGGUCUGUUGGAGGCGUGCAAUAAGCAAUGUGCCGAGUAUCUCUUCCAAACCGACAAGCAUUAUGACAUGUCUUACGACACCGGAGACAAGACCAUCCAGUGUGGGAGGCACGUUGACGUCUUUAAGCUCUGGCUCAUGUGGAAGGCUAAGGGAUCAGAAGGUUUUGAAUCGCAGAUCAACCACUGCCUGGAGAAUGCUGAGUAUCUUUACUACAAGCUGAAGAGCAGAAAAGAUUUUCAGCUGGUCUUCCAAAGCAAACCUGAACACAGUAAUGUGUGCUUCUGGUACCUGCCGAGCCGAGUGAGGAACAUGUCCCCGGGUCCUGACAGAGACAGAGAACUUCAUACGAUCGCGCCAAAGAUCAAAGCCAAGCUGAUGGAGAAGGGCGCGGCCAUGAUCGGCUACCAGCCUCUCGGAGACAAGCCCAACUUCUUCCGCUGCAUCUUCUCCAAUCCGGCCACGCAGAAACAGGAUGUGGACUUCCUGCUGGAUGAAAUCGCAUGCCACGGAGCCAAGCUUUAAGCAUGAACGAGUCAGAAGCUCGCUGCAAAAAUUAUGGACUUAGAAGUGAUUAAUAUUACUCUUGGAUGUAUUAUAUGAUUAAUAUAAUUAAGAUAAUUAAGACAUUUUCAUCUAUAGUGUGGUGAACAAGACUUAACCUAAUUUGCAAGGUUUGUGUCGUUUUACAUUGCUCGUGUCUGGGAAUGUUAGUAUAUUCAGUCUGAGAUAGUGUAAUAUAAUCGGCUCUUUCAUGCACUUGGAAGAAAGAAACACUAAAGUGGACAGCAAACGUUCAGAUAAACAAAACCCUCAGCAAGGUCGAGCACAAAAGUUUCAGCAGUUUACAGUGUUUUAUUGCUUUCCUUUUCUACAAGACAUAGCUGUCAAUAUAGUUUUCUAAGUUUACUUUAGGCUCAUUUUUACAGGAAAAAAAAAAUAUUUUUCCGCAAACGCAUUGACUUUCAAUGGACAGCGUUUGGAUCUUCACGGCCAAACAACAUGGCGACUUCGCAAGAUAUAUACAGUAUGCAAAAGUUUGGGCACCCCUGGUCAAAAUUGCUGUUACUGUGAACAGUUAAGCAAGUUGAAGAUGAAAUGAUCUCCAAAAGGCAUGAAGUUAAAGACGACUCAUUCCCUUUAUAUUUUAAGCAAAAACAAUUUUUUAUUUUCAUCUUUUACAUUUUCAAAAUGACAAAAAAAAGGAAAAGGGCCUGAAGCAAAAGUCUGUGCACCCUGCAUGGUUAGUACCUAGUAACACCCCCUUUGGCAAGUAUCACAGCUUGUAAACACUUUUUGUAGCCAGCUAAUAAUCUUUCAGUUCUUACCUGGGGCAUUUUCACACAUUCGUCCUUGCAAAAGGCUUCCAGUUCUACAAGUUUCUUGGGCUGUCUUGCAUGCGCUGCUCUUUUGAGAUCUAUCCACAGAUUUUCAAUGCUGUUUAGGUCAGGAGACUGUGAGGGCCAGGGCAAAACCUUCAGCUUGGGCCUCUUGAGGUAUUCCAUUGUAGAUUUUGUGGUGUGUUUUGGAUCAUCGUCUUAUUGUAGGACCCGUCCUCUUUUUAACUUCAACUUUUUUACAGAUGGCGUGAUGUUUACUUCCAGAGUUUGCUGGUAUUUAUUCAAAUCCAUGCUUCCCUCAACCAAUGAAAUGUGCCCUGUGCCACAACCCAACCCCAAAGCAUGAUUGAUCCACACCCAUGCUUCAGAGUCGGAGAGGUGUUCUUUUCCUGGAAUUUGGCACCCUUUUUUUUUCUCCAAACAUACCUUUACACAUUGUGGCCAAAAGGUUCUAUUUUGAUUUCAUCAGUCCACAGGACUUGUUUCCAAAAUGCAUCAGGCUUAUUUAGAUGUUCAUUUGCAAACUUCAGACGCUGAAUUUUGUGGCUCGGACGCAGGAAAGGUUUUCUUCUGAUGACUCUCCCAUGAAGGCCAUAUUUGUUCAGGUGUCGCUGCAUAGUAGAACAGUGCACCACCACUCCAGGGUCUGCUAAAUCUUUCUGAAGGUCUUUUGCAGUCAAACAGGGGUUUUUAUUUGCCUUUCUAGCAAUCCAACGAGCAGUUCUUUCAGAAAGUUUUCUUCAUCUUCCAGACCUCACCUUGAUCUCCACUGUUUCUGUUAACUGCCAUUUCUUAAUAACAUUACGAUCUGAGGAAGCAGCUACCUGAAAACACUUUGCUACGUUCUUGUAGCCUUCUCCUGCUUUGUGAGCGUCAAUUAUUUUAUUAUUCAGAAUGCGAGGGAGUUGCUUAGAGGAGCCCACGGCUGUUGAUUUUAGGGACAAGUUUGAGGAGUCAGAGAAUUUAUACAGCUUUGAAACCUGCAUCAUCUGACCUUUCCUAAUGAAGAAUUUGAACAAGCCACAGCUCAAUAAGCUAAUUAAGGCCUGGAAGCUUGGGAAAAGUUACCUGAGAACUCAAAUCUAUUGGGGUGCCCAAACUUUCGCAUGGUGUUCCUUUUCUUUUUUCAAUCUCCAAUUGUACAAAACAAAAAUAAUACACAAAUCCUGCAUAAAACGCUGAAAAUAAAUGUGUCGUCUUUACCUUUA